AUGCCUUCACUCGUUUUGUUUGCCCUCGGCUUGCUGCCGCUUGCAUGGGCUCUUCAGAUCAACAACCCUGGUCACCCUGCGACUGGGUCAGGCGUAACCGUAACUUGGAGUCAUUCUGCUAGCGAUCCCGCCAAAUUUGAUUUGUAUCUUUGGAACGGCGCGGCUCAGACUCCUGCCGUGAAUAAGUUGCUUGCUGGUGGUGUUGCUACGUCUACUGGUGCCGUGAGCGUGCGGAUUCCCUGUGAUAUUCCUUCCAGCGGCGCAUACCAGCUGUUUGCUGUCAAUGGCGCAAAUACAUCUGAUAUCUACGCCCGAAGCUCCCAGUUCUCCAUCGCAGUUGUCGAUUGCAAAGAAACAACCACCACAACUACAACAACAACUUCGACGAAGACUACUACAGGCACGACAAGCUCAACGGGCACCAAGACGGGUACUUCAUCGACGACCUCAUCUACUGUUACGAAGCCAACUAGUUCAGAUUCGUCAAGCGGAACCUGCACUAGCAGUGAACAGAGUCACACGGAAUCGCAGACUUCUAAAUCUACUUCUAUCCCAACGUCUGGGGGCAACACAACCGUCACUGUGCCGUGCAGCACGCCGUGCAAGGUGACUACCACGGUGGGAGUGACUCCAACGGGAAGCCAGAGCCCAACGACUAUUCCUAUCGGCGGCGCUUCUCAAGCUGGUGUUCAGCUUCUUUCUGUAGCUGCGGCUUUUGUGCUGGCAAUGAUGGCAACUUAA
Pochonia chlamydosporia 170 is the source of this 741-nucleotide messenger RNA. RefSeq names its product cell wall beta-glucan synthesis. The record is from RefSeq and is a predicted model, not a curated record. Bases 1 to 741 code for a protein of 246 amino acids. Lineage: Eukaryota; Fungi; Ascomycota; Sordariomycetes; Hypocreales; Clavicipitaceae. The transcript has 3 exons.